AUGAAGAAAAACUGUGUGAUUGACCUUCCAAAGGCACACAAUAUUGACCCUAUAAGUCUCAGCAAGCGUUAUUCUUCAAGUAAAGCCCACUUUAAUUCUUAUUCUAAUUUAUCUGAAUCUGCUUUCAUACCCGCUGAGAUUCCUCAAGCCAACGAUUCUUAUAUGUCAUUUAAUACAAUUGCAAUCCAAUGUACAGAUGGUAUUAAUGACGCCGAAUUAACACCUAGAUUUCAGAAAAAAGGUCUUUCUAGUGGAAGCAGCCACCAUUUCAACGGGAUCAAGCUAAAAGAAAACAAAUCUUUAAAAUUCACACAAACUAAAUAUUCUCCUAGAAGCCAAAAAAAUGCUUUAUUAAUUUACCGAUGUAAAACUCCGCCUUGCAGGAAUAGACCUGCUUUUAAUUUUGAAAAAUCUAAAACUCCAAGCCCGUCAAUAAACCCAAGCUUGGCGAAAAUUUUUAAUUGUCAAACAAAAUCUUCUUCAAAUGGAAGCUUUAAGCUUUUGGACACUCGCUGAAAUGGCUUGAUCCCACAACGAAAACAAAAGAAAAAAAAUACUUUAUUUAUGGUAAGCUCGCCUAAGGUAAAUAUUGGGCUGAGCUUGGUAAAUAAGCUCGAUAAACUUGUAGAAAAACGAAGAAAAAAUGAGGCACGAGGAACUAGUCUUCAUGGAAGAAUGUCUCCUACUAAUUUGGGAUAUAGAAGUAAAUAUCAAAAAGAUCCUGUAAUUACACGUAACAGCUUAGGGAUUUAUUCAUACGAAGAUACUAUAAAAAAAGAUAAUAAAAAGCAGAUCCGGAUAAUCAGAAAUUAUAAAUAG
Blepharisma stoltei is the source of this 819-nucleotide messenger RNA. The record is from the annotation of a GenBank genome assembly. NCBI's taxonomy places the organism in Eukaryota, Ciliophora, Heterotrichea, Heterotrichida, Blepharismidae.